GAGUGCAGGGGACGGGGCGGCCGGGACGGAUCGCGAAGGGGGCGCCGCGCCGCCGGCGACAUCGCUCCCUCCCCGUGCCCCCUAUGGGGCGGCCGCCAUGUCGCGGCGGGAGGGGUGGGCGGCGGGGCAGGGGUCGCCGCCGGGGGUGGGGUUUAAGGGCAGAAAUCGGAGUUACUGCUGCAAGACUGUGAGGUGUCCCAGGGCCUUGUUGUGGCUCCCCUGGGGGGAACGGGCUGCGAGCCCGCGUCCUGAGGGCAGCGCGGCGGGAGGAUGCCUUCUCGGCGUCGCUCGCCUUGGUGGGGCACGGUCCUUGAGCGAGGGGGGAAAUAAGUAGAAAAACGUUUACUUGUCGCAAAGCUGCCCGAAGAGCCGUUUGUAUGCGCUGACUCACACAGGAGUCAUUUAGGCCUCGGUGCCUAAUUUUGCCAGUUGACGCGAAAAUUAGCCAAAAACGAGCGGGAGAGGUGGGAGCUGUUCACCGCAGCACGUGGGGCUGGCGCUUCGUGGCUGUGGCGAGGGCAUGGCAGGAGGGUGGUGGUGGUCUUCCACGCCUGCACCUUGCUGUCGGAGCACUGAACAGUUUCUGACCACGAUCUCUGAGCAGCCCACACACAAGAUCGCAUCCUGCCGGAGUGAUGGAUGUACAGGCAUGAUGGAGCAGAGAUCUUCAGUGGGUGCAGUGCCUGUAACCAGCCCGGCUUGCUGCUGACAACUGCAACAAGUCUUGGGGAGUAGAAGUAGGAGAGUUGUGAGGUUCAGCCAGUUACACCUUCUGUUACAGACCUCACUGCAAGUUGAACGCGAAAACAGCAAAUAAUAGUAGAAAAGCAGUUCAAGUUUUUAAAUAUAUUAGUAAAUUGUUCCCCUUCUCCUCCACUGAAAAAAAAAAAUAUAUAUAUCUCCAAGAUUUCUCUGACUGAAGGCUAUUCCUUUGCUUUUUAAUUGUGGCUCCUUCUUAUUUAUUAAAUGUUUUCCUGAAACAUACCAUAAAGGAGUUACCAGGGAGCCCCAUAAAAUCUUUUUGACAAGGACUUGGUAACAGGGACUCCAAGCCUGGCUCAGUAACGUGAAGGAGAGAUCGCCUGUUUCCUUGAAGCUAACCCCAAGCUGACACUUCACUACAGACAAACAGUUUGUCAAAGAUGAGGCUAGACGGAGCAGCUUCUUGCUAUCUCAACUAUGGAAGGCCAACUUUGUGCUAACUUGGAGAUUUCUGUGGAAAAACCUCCAGGAACAAGCCCUCUGUCCUUCAUUGCUUUGCUGAAGAUAUACCGAGAGCUUCUGGUCAGUAAAAUCCAAAACACGCAGUGUUUGAUUGACAACUUGAUUAACAAUGAGUACUUCUCCACCGAGGACGCCGAGAUUGUUGUUCAAUUUCCAACUCAAGCAGAUAAGGUUCGCAAAAUCCUAGACUUGGUUCAAAGCAAGGGAGAAGAAGUUUCAGAAUAUUUCAUCCGUGUCCUACAGAAAGUCACUGAUGCUUACUAUGAACUUCAGCCUUGGCUGGAUGAAAUAGGUUACGAGCCUUCAGAGAUUAUUUGUAGCAGACCUGUGGUAAAUACAGAUCCAGUUAGCAGGUAUUGCCAGAAACUCAGACAUGAGCUGGGACGAGACUCCAAGUUUGUUAUGUCAUAUGCUCAGAGGGAAGAGAUGCUGCUUGAAGAAACUUACUCUAACAGUAUUAUGGAGAUGGUCAAUUUCACCAAUGAGAGCCUAGGUGAAGUGUGUCAAUUAGAAGCCCUUUUUGAUGAUGCAGUUGGGCUAAUUAAUGAGGAUGGAGAGACUAUUUAUGUCUUUGGCGAUGCAGGAAUUGGAAAAUCUAUCUUGCUGCAGAAGAUACAAAGCCUGUGGGCCAGAAAACAGUUGGAUAUAGGGGCCAAAUUUUUCUUCCGUUUCCGAUGUAGAAUGUUUAGUUGCUUUAAGGAAGAUGAAGCCAUAUGUUUGAAAGACUUGCUCUUCAAAUAUAAUUGCUACCCAGACCAGGACCCCGCAGAGGUGUUCCAUCACAUCUUACAAUUCCCUCAUACGGUUCUUUUCACGUUUGAUGGCUUUGAUGAGAUCUAUUCCAACUUCGAUCUGAGUAGUGUUCCUGAGAUGUGUUCACCCGAUGAACCCAUCCACCCCCUGGUGCUGCUGGUAAGCCUACUCAGAGGAAAGCUUCUUAAGGGAUCCAAGAAAAUUCUUACAGCACGGACGGGAACUGAGAUCCAAAGAAACAUCAUUAGAAAGAAGGUGUUGCUCCGUGGUUUCUCCAGCAGUAACCUGAAGGAAUACACUGCCAUGUUUUUCAAAGAUGAGGGGCAACGAACACUGGUAUUGAACCAGCUGGAAGCUAACCCCAAUCUCUGCAGUUUGUGCUCAGUGCCUUUAUUUUGUUGGAUUAUCUUUAAAUGCUACGAACACUUCCAUUCCAUGUAUGACAGCCACGAACUUCCAGACUGUUCUGUUACAUUGACAGAUGUGUUUCUGCUAAUGGUUGAAGUCCAUCUGAACCGGUCUCUGAAAACAAGUUUGCUGAAGAACAACACCAGGAGUCAAGCAGAGAUGUUCAAAGCAAGAAAGGAAACUCUUCUAGCCUUGGGUAAAAUUGCAUACAGAGGGAUGGGGAACUCCUUCUUUAUCUUCGAGCAGGAGGAGGUCACAGCAGCAAACAUCUCUGAAGAAGAUUUGCAAUUGGGUUUUCUCAGGACAGUUAAAGGUUAUACUGGCUUUGACAGUCAGUCCACUUAUGAGUUCUUGCACUUAACCCUUCAGUCUUUUUUCACAGCUUUGUUCGUGGUUAUUGAAGAGAGAGUGGGCACCAAGGAGUUACUUCAGUUUUUCAAUGAAUGCUCUUCCACUGAGACUGCCCAGCCUACUUGCCUUCACAUCCCUUGGUUGAAGAAACACCUGGCAGGGGAGGAUCCAUUCCGAAACAACGAACACUUCCAUUUUACCAACCUUUUCCUUUGUGGCCUGCUUUCCAGAUCCAAGCAGAAGCUCUUCAGGCACUUAGUUUUGCCUGCAGUCAUUAAGAGGAAGAGAAAGACACUCAUCACAUACCUUGGGGAGAGCAUGAAAUCCCACCUGAAGGGCCUCACUCGGUCCAGGCUCCUCAACUACAAUCAGAUUCAGGUCCAGCCAAAUUUUGUUUGGAUGCUGAGGUGCCUUUAUGAGACUCAAAGCGAGAAAGUGGGCAAGCUGGCUGCCAAACGCAUGCACGCCAAUUACAUCAAGCUGACAUACUGCAAUGCCUACUCCGCUGACUGCAGUGCCAUUUCCUUUGUCGUGCACCACUUCCAGAAGCGCCUGGCUCUGGAUUUGGACAACAACAACAUCAAUGACUAUGGAAUAAAACAGCUGCUGCCAUGUUUCAGCAAGCUUGCCGUGAUCAGGCUCAGUGUAAAUCAAAUCACAGAUCAUGGAGUAAGGAUAUUAUAUGAAGAACUCUCCAAGUACAAAAUUGUGACUUUCUUGGGCUUAUACAACAAUCAAAUCACUGAUGUUGGAGCCAAAUAUGUUGCGAAACUCAUUGAAGAAUGCUCAAGCCUUGAAUAUGUUAAAAUAGGAGCAAACAAAAUAACUAGCGAAGGAGGGAAGUGCCUCGCCCAGGCCAUCCAGAAGAGCAAGACAAUGUUUGAAAUUGGGAUGUGGGGUAAUCAAGUUGGAGACGAAGGUGCAAAGGCGUUCGCAGAGGCCCUGAGGAACCACCCCACGUUAACGAACGUGAGUCUCGCAUUCAAUGGCAUCACGUCAGAGGGAGGCAAAAGUAUUGCUGAAGCCAUGCAGCACAACAACUCCGUGAAAAUAUUCUGGUUGACAAAAAAUGAGCUGGAUGAUGAGGCAGCAAUGAGUUUUGCAGAGAUGCUGAAGGUCAACAAGAAACUGGUGCACUUAUGGCUUAUCCAGAAUCAAAUUACAGCCAAAGGGGUGAAGUACCUCAGCGAAGCUCUCAAGGAGAACACGGCUAUUAAAGAAGUCUGUUUGAACGGGAACCUGAUAAGCCAAGAAGAAGCCAAAGCUUUUGAAAAUGAAGAGCGGAUCAUUUGCUUCUGAGUGAGGACUUUGCCAUUUUGACAAGCUUCGUGUUACAAAGACUGCUCCUACACUUGGACUACAGAGUUUAUAAAGGCAUAAACCAGCAGUACUCGUGGCAGGAGAGAGAGACGUGAUUAGCUGCGUUUUUAUGAGCAAGCUGCCCUCCCUCGGCUCCAUCCCUUACCCUGCUCGCUAUUCUUAAUCCUUUCGGUGAGUGGGAAGUUGCCUUGGUAAAUAAUUCAUGUCUGUAUCCUGCUUUGAAGAUGAAACGCAAAGUGCUAACAGACCAAAUCGAGGAGCAGGUAUAUGGAUUUGGGUAACUGAGUUUAGAUUUAUUCUGUACACUGAUGUAAAUAAUCUCUAAUUUAUUUAUACACACGCGUACACGAGAAGGGGUGCAAGAUGCCCAGACUCCACAAGCUCACAGUAUUAUCUGCUUCAUAACUGAAAACGAUGGUCUUACUGCAAACAUAAACUGGCUGUAAUAGUUGCAUGGAACCGAUGCUAUCAGCAUGAAUCCUCUUCUACUGCCUAGAAAUGAGGCCUUCAUGUUCCCACUGGAAAACAGUAGUUGUAGGCACCAUAUUUUCUUUUUUUUUUUGAUAAAUGGAUACGUGAGAUUCAGGUUACCUUUAAUAAUCUUUUUUUUUUCCCUAUUGAAACCAAUAGAUGUUCUUUUACACAAGCAGAAAACCUUACUACCAUCGCUGCAGAAUCAUAAUACUGGCAGUAAAACACUUUUGCUUAAAAUUUCCUGAGGGCUGCAUAGAAACUGCCACCUCCUGCUUUCACAGUAUUUGUUCUGGGGAGAGGGUCUGGAGAUAAAUGUGAAAAAUUAAUUAGCAGGCUGUUCAUUGCCUUGGCUCUUGGCCUAGACACUGUGCUGGUGGCAAUACACCAAUAUGAAGUUGCCUAGCUUCAGAGGGGGAGAAAGGACAAUUGAAAAUCAAUUGCGUCAAGUGGAAAUCCCUUCUCCCAGCAACAUGUAAGCACAAAAAAGCACUGAGAUUUGCUUGGAAACUUUUUAUCCUAUGCGUCAACUAGUGCUAAGCACAAGGCAAGGUGCACGUAGCAAUGAUAAGGACCAGCAAGACAACACUAUCCCCUUCCAAAGUAAUUAGCGUUUAGAGAAUGUUACUUGAGAAAGCCUUAAAAGAAACCAGUUUACAGAGAAGCAGGGUGCUUGAUAUUUAUUUCUUGGUGCAUAUUAGGCAUUCUUCAUAAGGGGAAUCUCAAAUUCUACCUUAUACUGCUUACAAAGAGCCGAAAAUGGAAAAGCACGAUCCAGCUUCCUUCCUUCUGCCAUGCUGUUGUCCCCCUAAAACUUUGAGAAAUGAUUCUGCAGUUGCUGACUAACCCACAAAAUUUCUUGACUAACCAAAAAAAGGCUUUCUCUAUAGGUUUUCUCCUUUUCCUGCUUGGUAGCAGACCUUUACCAGUUCUCAGUUAUGUCUGCUCUUUCCAGCUCCUUAACAUAUUUUACAAUACUCAUAAAGCUUUUCACAAAAUAAGCAGUUUAAAGAAAAAAAAAAGAUUAAAAACAACCUAGUAAUUAUUUUUCAGUGACUUUUCGUCCCUGCCCAUGCUAUCAGCACUGAUUUUUUAGAUGGAGGCAGGCAGAUGAAGCUUUCAGACUGUGCCAGAGGAAAGUCAGUGAAUGAUUUCUGCACCUGAGCCAUUUGUUUACUGAAGCAAAAGGGCACAGUUACAUAUGAGCUGGAUUUCAGUUGCAAAAACAUCUGCCAAAACCAGGCCUUUAAAGCUUUCUCAGUCACUUCAACAAAUCAGACACCCGUGCACCUCGUCAAAAUCUUGUUCCUGGUUUAUCUUACGAAGGGAGGAGACACCAGGGCGAGAAGGGCCUUCCCCAGAGCUGUCACUUGCCUGUGUUGGCAGAGUGCUCCCAGUUUGCUCUAAUCAUUGAAUUAUUUGCUUGUUUUCUGUGCCAGUCACACCCCCUUGGUUUCAGGGAAGAUUUCAGGUUGCAAGAGCUCUUCUGGGCUGGCCCAAAGGUCUGGGUCCAGCUGAGUCUGGCUCUGACAACCGAGAGGUUUCCCAGCACCCUGCUCCCAAGUCGCGUCACAGCUCUGGGAUGCUGGGGCUGGCGAAACUGCUCGGGGGCUGCUUGAGUGUCCUACUUUGUUGGCACAGCACUUGGGGCUGCAUUUCUUUCUUUGUAGUCUUACCAGACUACUUGCAGGGAGCUCCUGAUCAACACUUUUGCGGUUUGCAGCGAGAGCCAUGUUUACUGGAACACAGACACAACUGUAACUUUUUAAGACUUGCUUGUAAUUUGUGAAGACGUUCUCUGUAUGCAGCAUUAUGUUUUUUUCUGCUUGUCUGCUGUGAUAAUAAACGGCUUUUUAAAGAACUCCAACAGGCUGCCUGCAAGUUCUUUGGCUUUGCUGAAGCAGCAU
Molecule: messenger RNA, 6434 nt
Organism: Cygnus atratus (black swan)
Lineage: Eukaryota; Metazoa; Chordata; Aves; Anseriformes; Anatidae
Gene: NOD1
Product: nucleotide binding oligomerization domain containing 1
Exons: 12
Coding region: 1180-4035 (951 amino acids)
Biological process (GO): regulation of apoptotic process
Molecular function (GO): protein binding
Source: RefSeq, a predicted model, not a curated record